Stylonychia lemnae is the source of this 885-nucleotide messenger RNA. The record is from the annotation of a GenBank genome assembly. Lineage: Eukaryota; Ciliophora; Spirotrichea; Sporadotrichida; Oxytrichidae.
AUGGACGGAACAGUCAUGAACAGAAAGGUAGCUAUUGAUCUAAAUAUCAGGUCAGCUCAUUAUAAAGUCGAGGAACCAACAGAAGUAUAUAUUGAAUGGUAAAGGGGUGGAAAACACAUUGACACAAAGUCCAGAGAUAUAGAUCCAAGCUAGUCAAGUGCCAUGUUUAAUGAGAAAUUUCAGAUGAAAACUGUUCUGGAAUUCGACCCCUCAACAAAUCUAUUUCUUAAAAAGCAUUCUGUCCUCGCUCUUUUUAGAAAGAAGGACAAGAAACUGCUCGGUCAAACUGAUUUCGAUCUGUCUAUCUAUGCUAAUCAGAAUAAGCCAACUGGUGACAAGUUAGUUCUUAAAGACUGCGAUUAAUCAGAUGCUUUCAUAGAGAUUUUCAUCAAAGCCUCUGCGGGUGAAGCUGAAACACCUUCUAUUAAUUCACUAAAGAGACCAUCGACUCUGUUUAAUAUUCCUACUGAAGAGCUUUAAAAGGAGGAACAGGAAAGAUAAAAGUAGAAAUUACUUAAAUAGAUUAAAAUGGCUCAAGGUGAACUCUAAAAGGAAAAAGAAGUUGCUUCGUAGCAUGAUAAAAAAAUCUAAGAAAUGUCUUCAACUAAGCAGAUUCCAUUUUAGGAGUAUAGCGAUAUUAAAAACAAAGAGCUAAAAGAGAUGGAGGCUAAAAUUUAAAAUGAAUAAGUAAGACAAGAAGAUGCUCAGAAGUACCUUGCUGCAUUUUCAGAUAUCAAAUUAAUCUUUGGGAAUACUAUCAUAACCGAGCAGGAAGUCUAGAAAUAGAUAGAUAAGCUUAAGAAGCAGAUAAAGAUGCUUGAAUUCGACAGAGACUAUAAACAAUUACAAGUAACUAGUAUAUAUUCCAUGGACAACGUUUAUUGA